Messenger RNA from Ctenocephalides felis (cat flea), 588 nucleotides. Its product is annotated as EF-hand calcium-binding domain-containing protein 1-like. Gene Ontology annotation, molecular function: calcium ion binding. The record is from RefSeq and is a predicted model, not a curated record. Lineage: Eukaryota; Metazoa; Arthropoda; Insecta; Siphonaptera; Pulicidae. The coding region runs from base 1 to 588 and encodes 195 amino acids. The transcript is spliced from 3 exons.
AUGACCCUAGAGCCGACGAUGGAGGCGCGAAUCAAGCAAAGAUACGCGAUGCAAGUGAUGCAACUUGUUAACAAACUGCAUUUUACACCAGAAGAAUUGGACGUGCUCGUUAUUAUUUACCAUAAAAUAGUCAAAAGCAAAGAAGGCAUUGAUAAGAGCAAUGAGAUGCACAAGAAUCAAUUUAGACAGUUUAUGUACUGUGUCUGCGAUAUGACCGACGAUUUGCUAACAGAACGAAUAUUCGCAACGCUCGACAAAACUUUGAGCAACUACACGUCCUUUGAAACUUUUGCCAGUGCUUUGUCCCUUUGGCUUCGAGGAACCAGAGACGAAAAAAUCAACUAUUGCUUCUCAGUGUACGACACUUUGGGUGACGGAUUUAUACGCCGAGAAACUCUCUUUGCCUUGCUCAGGGAUAGUAUCAUAAAACCGUCGGAUGAUGAAGCAGAUGAAGGGGUUCGUGAUUUGGUAGACAUAAUAAUGAAGAGAAUGGAUCUGGAUCGUGAUGGAUUUAUUUCGUUCGAUGACUACAAAUCGUCAGUUUAUCGAUCACCUUUAUUAAUGCAGGUAAUUUUGAUACUAAUCUGA